AUGUAUUGGUUUAAGAAAUCGGAAAAAGAUAUAAGGAACGAAUGUAUAUAAAAGGCUGUUCCUGAAGAGAAAUACCGUAUGCCUUGUCCUUAGGGAAACAGCAAGUGGGAUGAGGAAGGGGUAAUAACUUUUACAGGUCUUCAACGAAACACAACAAUUAAGCUCCACACUUACAGAUGCUUCCCUAAAUCUAAUUAAGCUCCAUAAUCCGUAAUUUUUUUUUUCCAUGGAUUAAAUGAGCAUCUCGGAUUGUAUGCUCAUAUAGCAUAAGCAUUGAGUAAAGAUGCCAACAGCGUGUGUGUGGGCUUUGAUUUCAGAGGAUUUGGCAAGAGCGAAGGUCUUAGAGGGUGGCUAGAAUCUAAAGAAUAACAUAUAGAAGAUUGUACGAGAUUUAUUUAAUUAAUUAAACAAUUGUAUCCUGGAGUACAAUUGUUUGCUUUAGGAUAAUCAUUAGGUGGAUUAACAUCCUACCUUUUGGGAAUGAAUGAUCUUGUCCAAGGGACUAUCUUGAUUACCCCUGCUUUGAUGGACAAUUAUUAUAAUAGACCUUAUCUCAAGAAAAUUGCUUUGGUUUUAGGUAUAUUAUCUCCAACAUGGUCCCCAUUUCCACCUUCAUAUCCAAAUGGUUCUAAGAACCCACAGGUCUUAGAGGAUAAUUUGAAGGAUCCAUAUAUAAAUUGGAAUUCAACUUUACCUGGAACAGGCAGAGUAUUGUUAAAACUGUUAAGAGAAACUCCUAGCACCUUUAAAAACUACAAAAAGUCAUUCCUGAUUAUUUCAGGAGGAAUGGAUCAAAUUAUUGAUCCUGAUGUUGGACAUGAACUUAUGAAAUAGAGUACAUCCCCAGACAAAGAACAUAUCUACUAUGAAAAUAUGUGGCAUGAUUGUAUAGCAGAAUAAGAAAUACUUGAAAUUAUCCCAUAAAUAGUAAGAUGGAUUAAAAAAAGAUAAUGA
Messenger RNA from Paramecium octaurelia, 954 nucleotides. The record is from the annotation of a GenBank genome assembly. Lineage: Eukaryota; Ciliophora; Oligohymenophorea; Peniculida; Parameciidae.